UGAGCACUCGUCUUUAUAUUAUUUUCAGAGCGCCACCAAAUGAAAAGGAAAUGUGACGAUCCUUCGGGGAAGCCUGCUGUUGGCAACUUACAUUAAUAUAAACCUACAAGUUCUCAGAUCUGUGAGAUUACUGUAUCAUGGCGCAAGGAGCAGGAUCUUCUUCCGUCACCCGCAGAUGGAGCUAUGAUGUGUUUCUUAGCUUUCGGGGGAAAGAUACUCGCCUGAAUUUCGUCGGUCAUCUCUACGAGUCUCUUCGUCAAAUAGGGAUUCGUACCUUCAUUGAUGAUGAAUCCCUUGAUGCAGGCAAACAAAUCCGACCGUCUCUUUUUGAAGCCAUCAAGGAAUCCAGGAUAGCCAUCAUAAUUUUCUCCCAAAACUAUGCAACCUCGACUUUUUGUCUGGAUGAACUUGUCCAGAUUAUUGAGUGUUUCAAAGAAGAAAGUCGGUUGGUUUAUUCUGUGUUUUAUCAUGUGGAUCCAUCGGAUGUGCGACAUCAGAGAGGGAAUUACGGACAAGCUUUGGCUGAUCUACAAAAGAGAUUGGAAGGAAACGAUGAGAAGUUGCAGAAGUGGAGGUGGGCUUUGUCCCAAGCAGCUGACUUGUCAGGCUGGCAUUUUCAACCUGGAAUUACAAAAGAACAGGAGCAUAUUAAGAAGAUUACUCGCAAAGUCUCUGCCGAGAUUAAACCCAAUCAUUUAAAUGUUGCCGAUUAUCCAGUUGGUCUUGGGUUACGGGUGCAAGAAAUAAUCUCACUUUUAAAUCUUUCGUCCAAUAAAGAAUCGGAGAUGGUUGGAAUUUGUGGCAUUGGUGGAAUAGGUAAAUCAACAAUUGCAAGGGCUGUGUAUAAUUCAGUUGCUGAUAAUUUUGAUGGUUUAUGUUUUCUUUCUAAUGUUAGAGAAAUUUCUAACAAGCAUGGCUUGCCCCAACUUCAAGAGAUGUUACUCUAUAAAUUGGUGGGGGAGAAGAAACUCAGAUUGGGUGAUUUCAAUGAAGGAAUUCCAAUAAUAAAAAAUAGGCUCCAAAACAAGAAGAUUCUUUUAAUUCUUGAUGACGUUGAUGAAGUGGAGCAAUUAUGGGCAUUAGCUGCAAGCUGUGAGUGGUUUGGCCUUGGAAGUAGAAUUAUUAUCACGACAAGGGAUAAACAAUUACUAGCAAGUCUUGGAAUUCAAAAAAUUUAUUAUGUCGAGGUACUAAAUGCUGAUGACUCUCUUCAGUUAAUUGAAAGGCAUGCCUUUAAAAACCUUACGGGGGAUAUAGAUCAUUACAAGGAUGUUUUGAAUCGUGCCAUAAAAUAUUCAGGUAGCCUUCCAUUAGCCUUGAUAAUGAUUGGCUCUCACUUAUGUGAUAAAAAAGCUGAUGAUUGGACUUCUGCAUUAAAUGAUUAUGAUGGAAUACGUCAUGAACGCGUUUUUGAAGUCCUUAAAGUAAGCUAUGAUGCUUUAAGCAGAGAACAGCAUAAGGAAAUUUUUCUUGACCUGGCCUGUUUUUUUAACGGUGAGAAGUUGGGAGACGUCAUAAAUAUGUUGAUGAGUUUUCGCGGUGUUGAUCCAACACAUGCUAUUAGUGUGUUGACGGAUAAAUCUCUAAUAAAGAUAGAAAAAGAUCGUGUGACAAUGCAUGACUUGAUUGAAGAUAUGGGUAAAGAAAUUGUUCGCCGACAAUCACCAAAAGAGCCCGGUAAACGUAACAGGUUAUGGCGUUAUGAAGACAUUCUUCAUGUCUUGCAAAAUAACACGGGCACGGAUGAAAUUGAAGUCAUAAUUCUUGACUUACCCAAAGAUAAAGAAAUCCAAUGGAAUGGCAAGGCAUUCGCGAAGAUGAAGAAGCUCAAAGUGCUUGUCAUAAAGAAUGCAAGAUUUUCUAAAAGCAUCAAAUAUCUUCCAAAUAGUCUCUGCGUGUUGGAAUGGAAGGGGUACCCUUUUAAGUCCUUGCCAUCUAAUUUUCAUCCACCAGCACUCGUCCAUCUUGAUUUGUCCAAUAGUUGUGUAGUGCUCCAACCUUUUAAUAAGGCAUUCUACUUUGGAAAUGGGAAAAGAAACUUUGUUUUGCCAGGAAAAAGAAUCCCUCAAUGGCUUGAAUAUUAUAGUCGAGGAAGCUCCAUGUCUUUUUGGAUUCGUGAUAAGUUCCCAAAAGUUGCUCUUUGGUUUCUUGUUGAAAAUGACCAAGUUUAUCCUUACAGAUGUAUAUUCUCAGUGCACAUUAAUGACACCAAGUUAGAUAUUUCUUCAGAGUGGCUUUUACUGUCAACUAUAGUGCCUAAUCAUAUAUACAUAUGUGACAUGGAAAGCAUAAUUAAGAAGGUUGAACUCCGUCAUGCAGAUAGAUGGAAUCAAGUGAAGGUUUCAAUUAAGAGUAAUACACGAGAAGUAAUAAUGGACAAGGAAAUUUUCAUGGCAGUUCAUGCAUAUAGGCAACAAAAUGACUUUGAAGAUAUCCAAUUCAGGGACCCGAGAAUAUACCUUGGCUGCAACUCAUGGCAAAAAGUACAACAAUCACCUCAAGAUUGGGAAGAACUUGAAGAUGAAAUGAAUGAGGAUUCAAAUUCAACAAAAGUCGCAGAUUCAAUCCAAAAAAUCACACCUUAUCAAGAAGCAGAACCCAUGACUACUAAGCUUACGGGUGGAACAUUUGAUUGGCCGGUGCAAGGAGCAAAAACCUCUUCUGUCGCCCGCUUGUGGACUUUUGAUGUGUAUGUUAGCUUUCGAGGUGCAGAUACUCGCUUUGGUUUCAUUGCUCAUCUUUACGAAUCUCUUCGUCAAAGCGGGAUUCGUCCCUUCAUUGAUGACAAAUACCUCCCCGCAAGUGAAGAAAUCAAACCAUCUCUUUCCAAAGCCAUCAAGGAAUCUAGGAUGGCCAUAAUAGUUUUCUCCAAAACCUAUGCAGCCUCAACCAUCUGUCUGGAUGAACUUGCCCAGAUUAUUGAGUAUUUCAAAGAAGAAAAUCGGCGGGUAUAUUCAGUGUUUUAUGAUGUGGAUCCAUCAGAGGUGCGGCAUCAGACAGGGCGCUAUGGACAAGAUCUUGCUAAUUUGCAAAACAGAUUGGGAAUAAAUGAUGAGAGGUUACAGAAAUGGAGGAGGGCUUUGUCUCAAGCAGCUGACUUAUCAGGCUGGCGUUAUCAACCUGGGUCAAGAAAGAGUACAAUAGAAAAUCCUAUGCUGGAGAAUUAA
Molecule: messenger RNA, 3167 nt
Organism: Neltuma alba
Lineage: Eukaryota; Viridiplantae; Streptophyta; Magnoliopsida; Fabales; Fabaceae
Product: TMV resistance protein N-like
Exons: 6
Coding region: 138-3167 (1009 amino acids)
Biological process (GO): defense response; signal transduction
Molecular function (GO): ADP binding
Source: RefSeq, a predicted model, not a curated record